UCACUCGUGUUUACAGAGUUGUACAUUUAACACUUCUUUUGCAAGUGGUCAGUGGGUAUAGACUGUGGUCUUGUCGUACUUGAAACUUAUUUUAAUACCAUGUGCGAAGAAGUCAAAUUAUUUACUAGGGAGGAACUCAAAAGCCGCAACUCUCGUGAAGACGCGAUACUUAUCAUCCAUAAUGGUGUAUAUGAUGUUACAAAGUUUCUAGAUGAGCAUCCCGGGGGAGAAGAGGUGCUCCUGGAGCUGGCGGGCCAAGACGCGACGGAGCCCUUCGAAGACGUCAGCCAUAGUUCGGACGCCAGAUCUUUGAUGAAGAAAUACAAAAUCGGUGAGUUGGUGGAAGCGGACCGCACGCAGACGAAGGCGGCCUUCUCCCCGCAGUGGAACAACGACCAGCAGCAGGAGCAGGGCAAUUCCUGGAGCUCGUGGAUGGUGCCGCUGCUGCUCGGCGUGGCGGCGACGUUGCUGUACCGAUACAUGUUCUUGUAGUCUCGGUAAUAAAGGCUAUAAUAAUAUGUGUACAAACAUACUAUACAGGAAAUUCAUAUAUUCGAAUGCAUAAGGGCAUUCGAAUCAGAAGAGUUUUCUACAACGGAUAUAGAUAUAUUGCCGACGGCCACGUUUGAUUAUGCCCAUUACAGUCGUACAGCUUGAAACAUUUGUGCCUUAAUUUAUUUUUUUUGUAAUCAAUUUAUGUUGGACUUUAUUGAAUCCGUGUUUUUAUCUAAUGAUUGCAGACAGCUAUUGUUUCUUUAAAAACGUUUUUUGUAUAAGACAAAAGUGGAGUCUCCAUGCCAAUUAUUUUGAAUUAAGAAUAUGGAUUCGAGUUCAUAUUUCUAAUUAUUUAUAUUUAAAACAAGUAUUCUAAUAUUAAAAAUUACUUAUAUUGACAAUUUAUUGUAAAUAUCUUUAUAGCAUGAUCUGAAAUGAGCACCUAAUCUAUUUUGCUUGAUUGCAAUACCGGAAGUUUAUUCAGCCGAAUAGUUUCUAAAAAAAGAUUCUCAAUGAGUAUUAAAUGUAUACCUACAUUGUACAAAACUGCAUUUAUUACAUCUAUAUGAAGUCCUAAUACUAUUUAGUCCUGUUGUUGUUACUCAACAAGAUUUAGAAAUUUACAUUAUACAGAAUAUAUUUACGUACCUAUUUGACAUCGUCGGAAAAAAUAUUUUAUCUCUUGACUUAAAAACUCCAUAAUUAAUUGUGGAUAAAAUUAUGUAAUUUUUAAUUAUUACUUGUCUUAUCUGUUGCUGGGACUUGGUUUAUAAAAUAGUUUAAUAGUAAGUUUUUUUUUGUGUGUUUAUAUUUUCACAUGAGGUGCUGAGUAUUAUAUGGCGUGUUAAUGUCAAUUAUUAUGAAUGGUGUUUAGAUAAAGAUUUUUUACUUGCA
This is a messenger RNA of Vanessa tameamea, 1389 nucleotides long. Its product is annotated as cytochrome b5-like. The coding region runs from base 100 to 492 and encodes 130 amino acids. Gene Ontology annotation, molecular function: heme binding. The transcript has 4 exons. Gene Ontology annotation, cellular component: membrane; intracellular membrane-bounded organelle. The record is from RefSeq and is a predicted model, not a curated record. NCBI's taxonomy places the organism in Eukaryota, Metazoa, Arthropoda, Insecta, Lepidoptera, Nymphalidae.